Messenger RNA from Dothidotthia symphoricarpi CBS 119687, 2050 nucleotides. Its product is annotated as dynactin-like protein Arp1 p62 subunit RO2. Bases 179 to 1960 code for a protein of 593 amino acids. The transcript has a single exon. Gene Ontology annotation, cellular component: dynactin complex. NCBI's taxonomy places the organism in Eukaryota, Fungi, Ascomycota, Dothideomycetes, Pleosporales, Dothidotthiaceae. The record is from RefSeq and is a predicted model, not a curated record.
ACUUUGUAAAGAGAGAGCAGUGCAAUUGAAAGACGCCAGCCAGACAAUGAUGUCAAGACGCUGCAUAUGAGAAGUAGCUUCGGCACUUUGUUUCACCGACAGCCUCCAACAUUCGAGACUCGACCACCUCGAGGGACCAGCUCACUGCGGAGGGAGGACGGCAGACAAGAGGAGGAUCAUGGCACAGGCAUUCCCCUACACGUACUACGCAUGCGACUGCUACGACAACAACACGACCAAGUCGGCCAAACGCGCCUCGCACACGGCCGCCGACGUCGACGAGGAGGAGCGCAACUUCGACCCGCGCAGCCCGCGCUCCAACUACGCCCUCUACCCGCUCGAGCACCUGCUCUACUGCGAGGACUGCCAGCAGAUACGAUGUCCGCGCUGCGUCAUGGAGGAGACGCUGAACUGGUUCUGUCCCGCCUGUCUGUUCGAGGUGCCCAGCUCCGUCGUCAAGAGCGACGGGAAUAGAUGCACGCGCUGCUGCUUCAGCUGCCCCGUCUGCACCUCGUCGCUGAUGACCAACUCGCUCGAGAACCCGGACGCCCCGUCGGCGGCUGGCGGGCCCUACAUCCUGGCCUGUCCCUACUGCCAUUGGAGCACCGUCGAGACGGGCGUCGAGUUCGAGAAGCACACGGGCAUCCACGGCCAGCUGGCUAAGAUCGCCAAUGGGGGGAAGCCCAUACCCACGCAAAAGGAAAGGGACAAGGAGCGCGAGCGGCGCCGGGAGCUGGAGGCAAGGCAGCGAGACUCGCGGCCUGUGCUCUCUCCGUCAGAAGAGUCGGCGUCUGGUGAUGCAGAACAAGAAGGCGAGACACCAACCCGUGACGACAUCUUCUCCAACCUCAGCGCCUUCUACAGGGCCCAGAUCGAGGCCCAGACGCCCGCCAGUCCCUUCUCGACCCACGACCUCAACUUCUCCUCGCCAUCGGCCUACUCGCGCAUCAUGAACCUCUACUCGACGACAGGCUCCAAGAAGCAGAAGCGCAACAAGCCCGCCCCCAUGCGCGAAGCCGCCUCAGAGCUCGAAGGUCUCACCAUCCACGACCCAGCCUCAGACCUCGCCGCAAUCGAGCGCAUAAAAAAAGACGGAUGGGGCGCCACGCUCUCGCCCGCCCAGAAGCUCGCCCAAAUAAACCCCUACAUACGCUUCGACGCCGAACUACGCCCCACCGCAACCCUCCUCUGCACCAAGCGCUCAAAACGGUGCCGAACCUGCCGGCACAUCCUCUCAAAACCCGAAUCCAAAAUCACCUCAACACGCUACAAGAUAAAAGUCGUCGCCCUCGAGCACACCCCCCGCAUCAGCAUCCGCGCCCUGCAAUCCCCAAACACAAACCCCUCCAUGUUCGGCCCCGCAACAAUCCCCUCCACAACCCCGCCCUUCAACUACAACACCCUCCGCCCAGGCAUCCCAACUCACUUCCUCCUCCACCUCAGCAACCCCCUGUUCGACCCCAUCCGCGUCACCCUCGCCACCGCAAGCACAACCCCGGGGAACGUCCACUCCCGCAUCACCAUCCUGUGCCCGGAGUUCGAAGUCGGCGCUAACACGGACGUCUGGGACGACGCGCUGAGCUCUGCCGUGCCCGCCGUGCGCCGCGGGUCGGUCAUGAAUGCCGACGGGCAGAUCGAGGCGGGUAAGCCGUGGGAUCAGGGCAGGAAUUGGACGAGUGUUGUUAUCGAGGUUGUGCCGGGCUUUCUUGACUCGGUUGCUGCGUCCGCGCAGACCGGCGGGAGUGCUGCGCGCAAGGCGAGUGUGGUGGGUGCUGAUGAGGCGCUCGAGGAGGAUGACGAUGUCCUGGAGAUUCCGGUGUUUGUUAGGCUGGAGUUCGAGGCUGAUGCGAAUGCAGAGGAGAGGGGGCUGGGUGACUCGCGCGGCGAGAAGAGCGGGAGGGAGAAGAGGGAGGAGGCGUUUUGGGUUGUGCUGGGCGCGGGGAGGAUCGCGGCGGCGUGAUGUGUGGGUUUAGUGGUUGAGAUAGUGCGGUUGUUGUUAUAUACCCCCUUUUGCCUUCUUCUGCGUCGUCGCUGAUGUACAAUAUACAAU